Molecule: messenger RNA, 1113 nt
Organism: Neogale vison (American mink)
Lineage: Eukaryota; Metazoa; Chordata; Mammalia; Carnivora; Mustelidae
Gene: NHERF2
Product: SLC9A3 regulator 2
Exons: 7
Coding region: 16-1029 (337 amino acids)
Biological process (GO): protein localization to plasma membrane
Cellular component (GO): apical plasma membrane
Molecular function (GO): signaling receptor binding; protein-membrane adaptor activity
Source: RefSeq, a predicted model, not a curated record
UGGGCAGCCGCCGCCAUGGCCGCCCCGGAGCCGCUGCGGCCGCGCCUGUGCCGCCUGGUGCGCGGCGAGCAGGGCUACGGCUUCCACCUGCACGGCGAGAAGGGCCGCCGCGGGCAGUUCAUCCGGCGCGUGGAGCCGGGCUCCCCCGCCGAAGCGGCCGCGCUGCGCGCCGGGGACCGGCUGGUCGAGGUCAACGGCGUCAACGUGGAGGGCGAGACGCACCACCAGGUGGUGCAGAGGAUCAAGGCUGUGGAAGGGCAGACUCGGCUGCUGGUGGUGGACAAGGAGACGGACGAAGAGCUCCGCCGGCGGCAGCUGACCUGCACCGAGGAGAUGGCGCAUCGAGGGCUUCCACCCGCCCACGACCCCUGGGAGCCAAAGCCGGACUGGGCACGUGCAAGCAGCCUGGGCUCCGAGGCUGGCCAGAAGGAUGUCGGUGGUCCCCCGAGGGAGCUACGCCCUCGGCUCUGCCACCUACGGAAGGGCCCGCAAGGGUACGGGUUCAACCUGCACAGUGACAAGUCCCGGCCAGGACAGUAUAUCCGCUCCGUGGACCCAGGCUCGCCGGCCGCUCACUCUGGCCUCCGCGCCCAGGACAGACUCAUCGAGGUGAACGGGCAUAACAUUGAGGGGCUGCGCCACGCAGAGGUGGUUGCCAGCAUCAAGGCGCGGGAGGACGAGGCCCGGCUGCUAGUGGUGGACCCCGAGACGGACGAGUACUUCAAGCGGCUGCGGGUCACGCCCACUGAGGAGCAUCUGGAAGGUCCACUGCCAUCACCAGUCACCAACGGGACCAGCUCUGCCCAGCUCAAUGGUGGCUCAGCGUGUUCGUCCCGAAGUGACCUGCCUGGCUUAGACAAGGACACUGAGGACAGCAGCACCUGGAAGCGGGACCCCUUUCAGGAGAGUGGUCUCCACCUGAGCCCCACGGCAGCCGAAGCCAAGGAGAAGGCGAGAGCCACCCGAGUCAACAAGCGGGCGCCACAGAUGGACUGGAACCGGAAACGCGAGAUCUUCAGCAACUUCUGAGCCCCUCCCCGCCUGUCUGCACGACCCUCGGGCCCGGCCCCGCGGGCCCUGCCCAGAGUCCCCCAAGCCUCAGCGGACUGGAGG